Molecule: messenger RNA, 3428 nt
Organism: Hermetia illucens (black soldier fly)
Lineage: Eukaryota; Metazoa; Arthropoda; Insecta; Diptera; Stratiomyidae
Product: slo-interacting protein 1-like
Exons: 8
Coding region: 527-3247 (906 amino acids)
Molecular function (GO): protein binding
Source: RefSeq, a predicted model, not a curated record
UAUACGGUAUAAUCCGGUGUAAAGGAAAGUUUAUUGGAAACUGUGAUAUAUUAAUCGUGCGUGCGAUGACCAAUAGAUGGUUUUUUAUAUAAUAAAUAAAGUGAUUUUUUUAUAAUUAUUUAAUAUUUGAAGUAUUGGUUACCUGAUCUUUGAUAGUGCCUGGGUUUUAUGGGCAUAGUUUUUUUAAAAAAAAAAGAGGAACUCUACUUUGUUGAUACAUAGUCAAGAAGGACAUAUUAAUUGAAUGUUAGUAAAUAAUGUAAAUAUCUUUUAGUGACAAAAAGAUAUUCGUUCCUUCUUUUGUGUACGUUAAAGAAACAGUCAAACGUUGACUUUCAAAGGAAGUUUUUCAUGGAUUUUUGCGCUUAUAUCCUUACUGAACUGCGUCCCCUUUUUCCAAAAUAAAAUGUUGUUAUUCCAUAACGAAAAGAUUAAUUAUAUUCUUUGUGAAAAAUCCAGUAUAUGACAAUGAUGAAAACUAUAAAAAAUUAGGUGAUCCAAAUAUUACAAUCAGUAUCCUGAAACAAUGUCUAGCGCUGGUUUAAACUUCAUUGUACUGAAGAUUAAUGAUAUCGAUGUUACGGGCUUAUCACAUGAGGAGAUUAUACAAAUUUUCCUUAAAACUGAAGAUCCAAUAAUAGUUAAAGUACGUCGACGCCGCGCUGAAGACGGUACUGACAAAUUAAGUUUAUUCGACAGGUACCAGCAGCAAACCAAAACGAUGAGCGGUUGUAAAAUUGCAAACAAUGUAGAAUGUCAAGCAAAUUUUCCAAUCUGUAAUUUGAUAGAGCAUCAUCACACCGCGAUAACAAAUAGCUCGAAUAAUACAGAAUGUUGCCACCGCUUGAUUGAUAGUCAAACCAUUUUUGCGCAUUGUUUGGCACCUGAGAUAGACAUUGAGGAAGUGACGCUACGAAAGUCACGGAGUGACGAGAAACUUGGCCUCACGGUGAGUUAUAGUUCUGUGAAUGGUUCAACAUCGAUCUCCGCGUCAGAUGAAGAUGAACCAGAUAGUGAUAACAUAAUCGGUGAUCAAGAGGAAGAAAAUGUAAAUGAAAAUAAUGAUGAUAAUACAUGCGGUGAUAUUUACAUUUGUGAUAUUCUGCCGGAUAGUAUAGCAGCGCGUGAUGGUCGACUACGACAGGGCGAUCAGAUAAUUCAGAUAAAUGGGAAGGACAUAUUAAAUAAAGACGAAACUCAAUCACUUUUUGCAGAAAACAAAAAUUCAAUAACAUUGCUUGUCAGUCGAUGUGUUUAUACGGACGACGAGUUCCUUGAUUCCGCCAUCUAUUGCGACGAAAAGGAUCAAAACACGGGUUUAUCCCUAUCUAUCGACUGUGAGCCAAGUAUUUAUUCAUCUAAAUCAUCUCUACAUUCACUGACCGAACAGCAACAGAAACAAUCAUCCCUACAUUCACUACCUGAGCAGCAAAAACAAUCGACCACAUUACAAACUAUUACAACCCUCGAUACAAAUACUUGUGAUCAUGCCAAUAUACGAGCUCAACUUGAAUCCGUGAACAAAGAAAUAUCCCUGUUGAAUUCACAGAUUUCUAAUAUAAAAUUUCAAAAGGAUUCCACACAACAGCCCCCACAUUCACCGCAACCUCUGGUAUCAUCAGUACCGGGAUCAUCCCUUCGAAUUAUUCCAUCCCUCACUCAAACCUCUACAAUUUGUUCGACUAAGCCAUCCAAGAUUCCGUCAACGUCUCCAAUAAAUCAAAAAAGUAAUAGUACCAAUGAGACUCCUCCCUCAGCAACUUCAAAUGUGAAAAAAUCCUUGGCGAACUCCAACGACCAACCAGUGCAUCUUCAAAAGCCACCACUGUCAGCUCAACAUGUAACGACUUCGUCAAAUGUAGCUUCCAUCACUCAACAACCCUCCAACAAAACGGGCCAAUUUAUGGAGAUUGAGCAUAUUUACGAAACAAUUCCUGAGGACUCGGAGACAGAUUCCUACUAUUGCUCGCCAUAUGAUGAACGUAAGGAUCAAAGCCGGAUUGAACAAUGGCUCAAAUCGCAGAAUGUUAGCGAUAGUAGUGGAAUCGGGGGUGAUGUAUCCAAUAAACCUGCGAUUUCACCCGCAAUGACGGGAAGCUUAUGUCCACAGCAGCCCCAGAUAACGAUCCUUAACAAUUCGGGAACCAAGAAGGAGUUCAAUCUGAAUCAAACAGCAUUAACCCGAAUGUAUAGGAAUAACUCAAGUGGGGAUGAUUAUGAGAACAGCUCCAGUGCCUAUAACACAGGCGACUCUUGUACAAGUAACCAGCUAACGUUCGAACUGAAGGGCGAUGACAAAAAUAAGAGCAGUUCCACCCUAGUGAGCCGGCCAUAUAGCCGCCAAAUUGAGGCUUUCGACAAUUGCAAGCAAUGCCAGCAAUUGCGAUGUCGAAAGGAGAAACCAAGUACAAAAGGAGGUGCCAAGAAGUUUUCAAAUCGAGCUGAAGUUAAAAUGAACUCCGAAUUCGACCUUACAACCCGCCUGCACCAAGAACAAUACCAAAUGCAAAGCAGAGGGUCAUCGUCAUCAUAUAAAAAUUCAGUUACCGGAGAAACAUCGAAGACAAUCAAAGGUCAAAAUAAAUUACUUCGACGAGCCGUGGCGCAUAAUCAACAAAAAAUUAGCGAAAUCACCAGCACAAAUUAUUUAUCCCCGAGUUCAAGCCAAUAUCAAGUAUUUCGAGGCACGACAAACUCUAGUAUUGAAACUAGCGGGCAGCAGCAGCUCUCGUCCCAGGUACAACCUUUGACAAUCUCAUGUGAAACAACUUCUGAAACAGCAAAAUUUCCUGAAGACGACAGCACCACAAUGGUCUGGAAAGUGAAACGACGAACAGAUGGAUCACGAUAUAUUGUCCGUCGACCAAUACGCCGUGCAUCAACAUCAUCUUCAACAAAUCAAUAUCAACAAUACUCGCAUCAUCAAGAAAUCCGUCAUAAUCCGGAACAGGAUCAGAUACUUUGCAGCGCAACUGGUGGUGGUAUUGUUAUUCAAGACGAAAUAAUAACAAUUACCGAGGCAUCAUCCAAGUCAUCAUCACAUUAUCGUCAUUUAUCUAACAAACAGUCGGAGGGCCGACUAAGCCGCCCACAAAAUAGUGAAAUAAAUACAAAAGAACGUAAGCAAACAACGACAAUCCAGACACAUCAACAAAAACAGCACCAACAACAGCAUGAACCAGUGUUUAGUACAAGUUGUAGUCGAAACGGAAGCAGCAGACAUAUCCAGAAACAAUGGGUUAUUUAGUAACAAAAUAGUAUUCAAUUUUUAAUCAAUUAUUUUAGUCCAAGUUUUCUAGCUGUUUAUACAUAUCAACCUAAGUAGAGAAUUCCUUGUAAAAAACCGAUAAUUUGUAAUUCCAACAUUCACUCGAACUGUGCAGGCUCGAGGAGUGGGGCUAGAAAUAUUGGUUGCUAUUUUAGUUAUC